Sclerotinia borealis F-4128 is the source of this 2010-nucleotide messenger RNA. The record is from the annotation of a GenBank genome assembly. NCBI's taxonomy places the organism in Eukaryota, Fungi, Ascomycota, Leotiomycetes, Helotiales, Sclerotiniaceae.
AUGGCUGAAGGAAACGCCAAACCAUCUAAUCCGGUAGUAGCAGAAGCUCAUGAUGUCGACACUUUCCAUCCCCCACAAAAGAUGUUUGCUAAACAUCCAAGCAAACCUCAUUUAAGUGGAAUCGACGAAUACAAGGAACUGUACGAGGAAUCGAUUAAAACACCAGAUAAAUUUUGGGGUAGAUUAGCCCGUGAACUUCUCACUUGGCAAAAAGACUUCGAAACCGUUCACAGUGGAUCGUUCAUAGGCGGCGACAAUGCUUGGUUUCUAGAGGGUCAACUCAAUGCUUCAUAUAAUUGCGUUGAUCGACAUGCAAUUAAGAAUCCAGACAAGCCAGCUAUUAUCUACGAAGCUGACGAGGCUUCCGAAGGUCGCACUCUUACAUAUGCCGAGCUUCUGCGAGAAGUUUGUAAAACUGCAUAUGUUCUCAAACAGAUGGGUGUCAAAAAGGGAGAUACUGUUGCGAUAUACUUGCCCAUGAUUCCAGAAGCUGUUAUUGCUUUCUUGGCCUGUUCUCGUAUUGGCGCAGUUCAUUCUGUCGUCUUUGCUGGUUUCUCAUCCGAUUCACUUAGAGACAGAGUCAUUGAUGCUCAAUCAAAGGUUGUUAUCACUUCAGAUGAGGGCAAGCGAGGUGGAAAAUUGAUCGGCACAAAGAAGAUUGUGGAUGAUGCGCUGAAACAAUGUCCUGAUGUCACACACUGCUUGGUUUACAGACGUACCGGGGCUGAUGUUCCCAUGACUAAAGGUCGUGAUUGGUGGUGGCAUGAGGAGGUCGAGAAAUGGCCAUCUUAUAUCGCUCCCGAGCCAAUGAACUCGGAAGAUCCAUUAUUCUUACUCUAUACCUCUGGAUCAACCGGAAAACCAAAAGGUGUUAUGCACUCAACUGCUGGAUACCUUCUAGGUGCUGCAGCUACUGGAAAGUACGUAUUCGAUAUUCACGACUCAGAUGUAUUCUUCUGUGGUGGUGACGUCGGAUGGAUUACUGGUCACACAUAUGUUGUUUACGCUCCUCUCCUUCUUGGUGUUGCAACUGUUGUUUUCGAAGGAACUCCUGCAUAUCCAAAUUUUUCCAGAUAUUGGGAUGUCAUUGAGAAGCACAAGGUUACACAAUUCUACGUUGCGCCUACAGCACUAAGAUUAUUGAAGCGUGCUGGUGAUCACCAUGUCAAGGCAGAAAUGAAGCAUCUGAGAGUACUGGGAUCAGUUGGUGAACCAAUUGCUGCCGAGGUUUGGAAAUGGUAUUUCGAGAUUGUUGGAAAGGAAGAAGCUCACGUUGUUGAUACCUACUGGCAAACCGAGACCGGUUCCCAUGUCAUUGCUCCUCUCGCUGGUGUUACUCCUACAAAACCCGGUAGUGCAUCCCUUCCGUUUUUCGGAAUUGAGCCUGCGAUUAUCGAUCCUGUUUCUGGAGAAGAAAUUCACGGAAAUGAUGUAGAAGGUGUGUUGGCAUUCAAGCAACCAUGGCCUAGUAUGGCUCGCACCGUUUGGGGUGCACACAAGAGAUAUAUGGACACAUACUUAAAUGUCUACAAGGGGUACUACUUCACCGGUGACGGAGCAGGACGUGAUCACGAAGGUUAUUACUGGAUCCGAGGCCGUGUUGACGAUGUGGUCAAUGUCAGCGGUCAUCGUCUUUCUACUGCCGAAAUCGAAGCUGCUUUGAUCGAGCACCAUGCCGUUGCAGAAGCGGCAGUCGUUGGUAUCAACGAUGAGCUCACCGGACAAGCUGUCAAUGCUUUCGUUGCCAUCAAGGAUGGUAACGAGGUCAACGAUCAAUUGAAGAAAGAACUCAUCUUACAAGUUAGAAAGAGUAUCGGUCCGUUUGCUGCUCCAAAGGCAGUAUUUGUUGUCCCGGAUUUGCCAAAAACUAGAAGUGGUAAGAUUAUGCGUAGAAUCUUGAGAAAGAUUCUGGCCGGUGAGGAGGAUCAAUUGGGUGAUAUUUCUACGCUCUCCGAUCCAAGUGUAGUCGAGAAAAUUAUCGACACUGUUCACAGCGCCAGAAAGGAGUAA